This is a messenger RNA of Cladocopium goreaui, 3777 nucleotides long. The record is from the annotation of a GenBank genome assembly. NCBI's taxonomy places the organism in Eukaryota, Dinophyceae, Suessiales, Symbiodiniaceae.
AUGGUGUACCAAAAAGGUUCCAGCGCACGCCUUCCCAGCUGCCAUGUGAGUGGCCAUCGAUGUCACUGGCGACAGCGUCCAAUUGCCCGGCCACGUCGUGACAGUCCAGCUGAUCGAAGCGUUGCAUUGGAAGCAGCUGAAAAAUGGCUGAAGGAAGCGCAAACAGCUUGUGAUAUUGUCAUUUCUCCGUCGACAUCAUCGUUUUUGCAGCUGCAAAGUUUGCUGAAACAUUUGAAUGCUGCAGAUGAGGCCUCCGUGCGGAUCUGGUGCGACCUCUGCGGCUCCGAAAAAGAACUCUGCGACUUGGAAGGUCGGCUGCGGCAGAAGGCCAUCGACAUCUUCGAAGUGGUGAAAUUUGACUUGGCCCAGCUGUCGGUUCAUCGCUCGAAUCCUCACCUGCCAGGCAGCAACUCCUCCACCCCCCUGAGGGCGGACUUGUUACGGCCGAGCUUUGGAUCUGUGAGCUGCAUGGAGAUUUGGGAGAUGAGUGGAAGACUUUCGCAAAGAAUCCUUGGGUCUCCAACGUCAACGGCCGAUUCAUCCAUCUUGGCCAAGCUGUCGGGCUGCGCAGAAGAGGAUGCCGCACGUCUGAUUCGCUUCGGCCGUCGACUGUCGGAGCUCUUUGCGCCCAUUGAGUUGACGAAACACCUGGCUAGACAGGACUGGACCAAAGUUCCCUACGCCUCCGGUGCUGCCCUGCUACCCGCGUUGGACCAGGUGGUUCGUGAACUACAGAUGAGUGGCACCAAGGAUGUGAAGGUGAAAGUGGCCAUUUUCGGAUCUUCCGGGUGCCAACUGGCCGCUGCCGCCCAUCGAUUGGGCUGCGAAAGCACUUUGGCAGAACCGCGGGUUCUGCUGCGAGCGUGUCUCCAAAGAUUGUUUGAACACAACCAGGUCACCUGUACGGUGGGAGAAGGGGCUGACCCCACGGCCGAUGUCUUCGUUGUGGCCUUCGACGAAGACGGCCUGGUGGAGUGGGGCCAGCUGCAACUCAUCAGGCGCCAUCUGCGGGCUGAGCCUGGACGGAUGCCUCGGCUGAUUCCAGAGCGCAUCAUCAUCAAAGCUGCGCUGAUCGACGACACCCUGCCGCGAAUUCGGGGCUGCCAACUGAACCGCUUCGAACGCAUGAGGGGCUUUGACUUGCGGGUGUCACAUAGAUGGCCCAAGGGUGCGUGUCAUAUUCAUCCCCAGUUUCGCUCCAAUUCCCAAGUGAUCUACGACUUCACCCUGUCCGAAUUCGUGGCCGACGCGGACGCGUUGGACCGCACCCACCUGUCCUUUCUGCCCCAGCCUGGAAGCAUCUCCGGCGUCGCCUACUGGGUGACGGUCCCCGGGUUGCCAGAGGAAUUUGACGAAGCCUGGAUUCGCUGCAUCCAGCCCUUACCGGUGAGACGGGUUGAGGUUGGGUCCGUGAAAACUCUCCACCUUUGGGCCAAUUUUUCGGAUGUGAAACUCUGGUUCGACUGGGCAGAGGAUGACUGUGAAACUACGGUGGUGCCACCAUUGGGGAAGACCAAGUUGCCACCGUGGCAUUUCAAGAUGUUGAACGAUCAUCAACGAAAUCGCGGCUAUCAUCAGGCCAUUUCCCGUGCGGUCCAGCGAAAGAUGCCCGGUGCCCUUCGCUUGUUGGAUUGUGGUUGCGGGGCUGGGCUACUCUCCUUACUGGCAAGCAGGGAGGGAGGACCUUCUCUGGAAAUCACUGCCGUGGAGUUGUCACCUCUGCUUUCGGACAUCACCCAGGAGGUCUUUGGGGCCUCAAGGGCCUCGCAGCCCUCGCAGUUGAAGCUGGUCACUGGAGACGUGAGAUCCUUGCGUUCUGAAGAGGUGGGUCGAUAUGACAUCAUCGUCAGCGAGUUGAUGGACGCUUCCGGGCUGGGGGAGUCGUUGCUAAGUGUGCUGGAACAUGCCUGCAGAGAUCUGGCUUCGCCGGGAGCGCAGGUGAUCCCGUGCGGAUUGCGGUUGAUCGGAGCACUUGGCUGGCUCACCUUACCCAACUGCCAUGGCUCCUUCGAUUUCAGCUCGCUGGAUGCCUUGAACUUCUGCUCGCGAGUCGGGGGACCUUUCUCGAAGGAGAACCCACCCAGUUGUCUUCAUGUUGGGCACGACCUGCCAUCCUUGCACAGUGGGCCUUUCACGUCUCGGAAUCUGAAUCGCUUGCGCCGUGGCGAGGCGUGGGACCUUCUGACGGAGGAAGACACUCUGCUGACCGUGGACUUCCGCGAAGCCUUUCUGCAUGACUUGCGGCACAGCCGCGUGCAGCCCAGCGUGGUGCACGGCACGCGUUGCUUGACGCGGUGCGGACGCGGUCAAGGAGCGUGGCAGACGUCAUUGGAGGUGGCUGACUGGAUGCGGCUGGAAGGGAUACAGCUGGACGACAUCUGUUGCAACGCGUUGGUGAGCUGCUGUGGCAACGGGAACCAAUGGCAGGAGGCCUUAAGAUAUCCAAAGACGGACAGCAGGGGUGCUUCCGCAUUGAUCUCGGCCUGCAGGGGAUUUUGGAAGGCAGCCCAAGAGAUUUUGGGAAGCAUCACAUGGAGGUCCAUCCAGGUUGAUCUGGUGACCAGCAAUGCAGCUGUAAGUGCCAUGGACAAGGGCAAACAAUGGGAAAAGGGUCUCCUUCUCUUUGACGUUUUGAAGUGGCGAAAGAUCUUCGACUCCUACACCUUCACCUCCAUCAUCUCUUCCUGUGCUACGCCAACGUGGCACAGCGCUGGGGCGCUGCUGGUGGAAAUGAACUUCCAUCGGGUCGCCUGCAACGUGAAGACCGUGAACUCGCAAGUGUCGGCUGACGGGCAGCUGGGGUUGUGGCAACGAAGCCUUCGUUUGGUGGAAGCCAUGGGUAGAUCCUCCCUGCGGGCGGAUGAAGAUACGCUGAAUGCGGUGAUGAGUGGCCAAGAUGAGAUGGAAAGCCAGGAUUUCUGGCAGAUUUCCAUGCAGCAACUCUUUUCGUGGUGGCAGACAGGGGCUGAUCUUCGCUUCCCUGUAAGCUUCAGUAGCUUGCUGCGGGCUUGCGUUGAAUGCAACCAGUGGUGUGUGGCGGCAAAUUUGUUUGAGAGAUCGAUGUAUUCCAAGCAAUUUCUCUACCCAUCCAGCUUCAAUGCUGCGAUCACAAUGGCCGAUCCUGCCAUGUUUGGCUGGGAAGUUGCCUUUCAUGUCUUGGAAAGGAUGACAGAUGGGAGGUUAUUGCCCUCCGAGAUCACCUGGAAUUCCGUCUUGGGCGUUUGCGAGAAAAGUCUGGCGUGGGAAUGGGGUCUGGCCGUCCAAGACUGUGCCGCAAAAGCUAUGGAUGGACGAAGCUUUGACGCCAUUCUCAGCGCCAGCAGCAAGACCAGUUCCUGGAGGGUUGCUACUUCCUUGAUGGAACAGGUGGAAUUCAGAGUGCUGCCGGAUCUGGUGUCUUACCAUUUGCUGAUGGCCAUCCGUCCCUGGCGCGAUGCCGUGGUUUUGCUUCGGAAGAUGCAGCUCGUUGGUCUGGAGCCGGUUGGAGACAGCCACAACAUCCUGCUCAGUUUGCAAGACGACUGGCUCAGGGCCUUGGCUCAGGUGGAGCAGAUGCCCUGGAAAACGCUGGAAGUGGAUGAGGUGGCUAUCAACAGCACCAUGAAGGUGUGCAAGGGUCAGUGGAUGCGCUGCUGUGACUUUGCGAAGCGACUAGCGAAGCGACUGGGAAGACGUAGUUGCCUCUUGGCGGUGGGGAAGAUGUCCAGUGAUGAGGCAACAUGUGCGGUGUGUUUGAACAUGGGAAUUUAUAUUAUACUGGAUAUUAUAUACAUAUAA